Molecule: messenger RNA, 2034 nt
Organism: Malus domestica (apple)
Lineage: Eukaryota; Viridiplantae; Streptophyta; Magnoliopsida; Rosales; Rosaceae
Product: probable protein phosphatase 2C 47
Biological process (GO): protein dephosphorylation
Molecular function (GO): protein serine/threonine phosphatase activity
Source: RefSeq, a predicted model, not a curated record
CGCUACAAUGUCGAUCGGAAAACCUGGAUUUGCCAGUCAACAAGCUACACAUCAUACCCACAGUUCUCUCCCUCUCUUUCCUCCUCCAACGGUUCCCCCUUCCCUACUACUAUGCUAUGGUCUUAGGCUCUCUGUUUUUCUUCCCACAUUUGUAUAUCUCUCUCGAAUAAUUUCAUUUGGGAUUUUGAAUCUCUGCUUUUUCGCUGAAUUCUUGAUCUGGGUUUUCUGUAUUUCCACCUGUUUCUCCGGAACGACUCGAAUAAUCAAAUCUUUUGAGAAAAACAGAGGCUUGGAGUUGCAGAAGGAGCUUGCUUCCUUGAUCCGGUGUGUGAAAUUCUGCUUCUUGGAUCGAGUUCUUGAUGGUUUUGGACAGCUGGGUUUUGGCUUUUGGAGGCAUUGAUUGCGUAAAAGUGCUUUUUCUGUGAGCAAGUGGGGGUUGUGUGACAGCUGCUUUUGGAUUUGGCUGAAGUUAUGGUGGUUUAGUUGAAAAGGGUUGAUAGAGAGGGAGAGGGAGAGAGAGAGAGAGAGAGAGAUUGAUGGGUUAGGAAGGAGAGAUUAAUGGCUUCAGGAACUGCAGAUAUAUCACCACAGGUGACCGGAUUGGAUGGUGGGUGCUUAAAAGGAGGUGGAAUGCAGACCAUGGAAGAUCAAAACGUCGACGCUUUGGCCAAUUCAAACCACAUUCCUACUGGAAAGCCUCCGAGAAACCUCUCGGUUAUGCGAAAUUGCACUAGCUAUGCAUUGUUGACCGAAUCAGAUUCAGAUGUUGGAAGUAUGGGAUUAAAGUCGCCGGCAAGUGAGACAGCCGAGUUCGUAUUUGUAUUCCGUUCAGGAAGCUGCUCUGAGAAAGGACCUAAACAGUACAUGGAGGAUGAGUAUAUUUGCGUAGAUAAUCUUAGUGAUCGUAUUGGUGAAAUCGAAAACUUGCCUUCCCCUGGGGCAUUUUAUGGGGUCUUUGACGGACAUAAUGGUGUUGAUGCAGCAUCAUUCAUCAAAAGCAACAUCCUUAAGUUCAUCGUUGAAGACUCUCACUUUCCAUCUGUCGUUAGAAAGGCAGUUAGAAGGGCUUUUGUGAAGGCUGAUCAUGCUUUUGCAGAUGCUAGCUCUGUCGAUAAGUCCUCCGGUACCACUGCCCUAACUGCCCUGAUCUUAGGAAGGACCAUGCUAAUCGCUAAUGCUGGGGACUGUCGAGCUGUGUUGGGGAAGCGGGGAAGGGCAAUUGAGCUAUCUAAAGAUCACAAACCUAACUGCACCUCUGAAAGAUUAAGAAUUGAAAAGCUGGGUGGUGUCAUCUAUGAUGGCUACCUCAAUGGCCAACUAUCCGUGGCGCGUGCUCUUGGAGACUGGCAUAUCAAGGGCUCGAAAGGUUCAACUUGCCCCUUGAGCUCCGAGCCAGAGCUGGAGGAAAUUGUCCUAACAGAAGAAGACGAGUUCUUGAUAAUUGGCUGUGAUGGCUUAUGGGAUGUGAUGAGCAGCCAGUGUGCAGUUACAAUGGUGAGGAAGGAGCUCAUGCAGCACAAUGAUCCCGAGAGAUGUUCAAAAGUGCUUGUCAAGGAGGCACUCCAACGAAACACCUGCGAUAACCUCACUGUUGUCGUGGUCUGUUUCUCCGAAGAUCCACCUCCUAAAACCGAAAUUCCCAAAUCUCACAAGAGGAGAAGCAUUUCAGCUGAAGGGUUGGACCUUCUCCAGGGUGUCUUAAGCAACAUUUGAACACAACUUGCAUAGAUAAGAUGGAGCUUACACCCCUGUCGGGGAUUUUUCUGAGUCGCUCCAGAACCCCUGCUGCGGCUUCCCCUUCCGGGUUUCUUUAACUCUUAAGUCCUGUACAACUUGAGAUACGAUUAACAAUCUCGAAUUUGAUUCUUUAAAAUCAGAAUUUUUUUGAAUGUUAGAAUUGCAUAAGUUGCUGCAGGGCUUGCACCGGUCAGCUUACUUUCAACUUGAUUAAAUAGCAAACUCUACAAGUAGUAGUCCUCCUAUAUGUACAAAUUGAAGAAAUAUGGGUCAUGUCUACAGCUUUUUUUCCUCUCU